AUGAUCCCCUCUACCUUUUCCCUCGCGCUCAGCAUCGUAGGUUUAGCCUUGGCGAAGCCUACGUGCAACAAGUGCAAAGCCUUUCCCGGAGGUCCAGGCUGGCCAUCAAGUCAGCAAUGGUCUCAGCUCAAUGAAACAGUCGACGGCAGGCUCAUCAGGCCAGUGCCCCCCGGCGGCGUCUGCCACGAGGGACAGCCAAACUACGAUGAAGACCAGUGUCCCCAGCUCAUUGAAGACUGGCGUGUCUUUGAGUUCCACGCCGCGGACCCCGUCUCCGUGAUGUGGGAUCUCUGGGCCAACUAUACCUGCCUCCCCCUCGAAGGCUUCUCUUGCAGUGGUGCUGGCUAUCCGUCGUACGUGGCCAACGUCACCACGGCGCAGCAUGUCAAGGCUGCCGUCGACUUUGCCCGUGAUGAAAAUGUCCGCUUGGUCGUGAAGAGCAGCGGGCACGACUACCUCGGCCGCUCCGUCGCACCUGGUUCCCUCUCCAUCUGGACGCACCACCUCAACAAAAUCGAAUACCACGAGGACGAGUUUAAGCUCGCUGGAUCAGGCAAGGUCAUACCUGGUGAUGCCAUCACGGCCGGAGCGGGCUCCCCGAUGAUCGACCUCUACACCGUUGCCGAUCAGCACAACCGAACGGUUGUAGGCGGCGGUGGUAAGACUGUCAGUCUGGGUGGCUUUGUCACAGGAGCCGGCCACUCCAUUCUUGCUCCUCACUAUGGGCUUGCGGCCGACAAUGUGCUGCAGAUGGAAGUCGUUACCCCUGCUGGAGACAUCCUCACGGUCAAUGAGGACCAGCAUGCGGACUUGUUCUGGGCCAUCCGUGGUGGAGGCGGGUCGACCUUUGGCGUCCUUACAUCAAUCACCAUCAUGACGCAUCCCCCAAAGAAGCUGUCCAUGGUCCUCUUCAUGGCGUUUACCGUCCCCGAAGCCCCCUUCACUUUGGACCUCGUCACCUGGGCCAUGUCCCAGACCCCUUACCUUUCUGACUCGGGUCUUUCGGGAUAUCUCAUGGCUACAAUAGACUCUCCGCCGCCUAUCCCGGUUCCUGGCGUUCCUGAGAGGGUGGCUGGUCUUAUGGGCAAAACAAUCAUUCUUGACACCCACGACUCGGCCAAGAUUGACGAGAUCUUCCGCCCACUAAACGAGACCAUCCAGGAGCGUUGGAAGGGACAGGUGCAUUUAUUGACCAUUGUCCAGCCGUUCGACUCCUUCUUUGACUGGUACUCUGAGAACUACGACGAUGGUCAAGCUGGUGGCUCCACAUAUCUCAUUUCACGACUGUUGGACAAGGAGACAGUGACCGGUGACUUGGAUGCGCUUUCCAACGCACUGGAGCCCAUUCUCAUCGACGAUGGAUGGCUCGGCACGUACUUGGUUGCCGGGAAAGGAGUCAACGAGGCAAAGCCAAGAGGGGGAAGCAACGCCGUCCACCCGGCAUGGAGAAAGGCAUACGUUCAUGCGAUCACCUGGCUUGGUUGGGGCUACCCUCCGUUCGACGAGACAGCCGAUGAGCGGACAAGAAAGAUCCUCGACGAGAGAUUUGAGGCCCUUCGCGAGCUGACGCCCGACGGUGGCUCGUAUAUGAGUGAGGGUUUUCCGUUUGAGGACGACUGGCAGCACACCUUCUGGGGAGAUAACUACGAGCGUUUGUCCGAGAUCAAGCGUGAGCUCGACCCGCAGGACGUCCUGUGGUGUACACCGUGCGUAGGCAAUGAAGGUUGGGAUGAGAAAGACGACGGUCGUCUUUGCAGGAUCAAGUAG
Molecule: messenger RNA, 1767 nt
Organism: Emericellopsis atlantica
Lineage: Eukaryota; Fungi; Ascomycota; Sordariomycetes; Hypocreales; Bionectriaceae
Product: FAD binding domain-containing protein
Exons: 5
Coding region: 1-1767 (588 amino acids)
Molecular function (GO): oxidoreductase activity; FAD binding
Source: RefSeq, a predicted model, not a curated record